Molecule: messenger RNA, 8008 nt
Organism: Ctenopharyngodon idella (grass carp)
Lineage: Eukaryota; Metazoa; Chordata; Actinopteri; Cypriniformes; Xenocyprididae
Gene: brwd1
Product: bromodomain and WD repeat domain containing 1
Exons: 43
Coding region: 399-6953 (2184 amino acids)
Biological process (GO): regulation of transcription by RNA polymerase II; regulation of cell shape; cytoskeleton organization
Cellular component (GO): nucleus
Molecular function (GO): protein binding
Source: RefSeq, a predicted model, not a curated record
GGUUCAACAGUCGCCAUUCAACGUGACGUCAUGAACUAGCUGUUCGACCUUAUUGCGAACAGAAACGCGUUUCGUUGUUCUUGGAGGAAUUGUUCGUUUGGAAAGGCACGACAAUAGACGUUUCAACUUGAACAUUGAACGUUUGGGCUUUUAAAUCUCCGCGUGGCUUCUGUUUUGCUGAAGAAGACGAGCGGUUAUACCCCCUCCCCCUGUUUCCGGUGUGCAGGCGGAAGUAGCUAUGAGCUCAGGCCUCAUACUUCCAAUGGCGACCGAAAACUGGCCGAACAGAAAGCGGGAGCAAUCGUGGAGGGGUACGAAGCGUACAAUCGACAUUAAAUAAUUAUUUAAUUUACAAACUACACAUAAAGUUCGUCUCCAAAUACCGUUUUCUUUGAGCUAUGGCCGAUACUACAGCCAGAAAUGGGAGUAUUUCACCCCUUGAAUCGGAGUUGUAUUACUUGAUAUCGCGCUAUUUGAGCACGGGGCCGUGUCGGAAAGCGGCCGAGGCUCUUGUGUGCGAGCUGGAGGAAAAUCAGCUCCUUCCACGUCGAUUGGAUUGGGAAGGAAAUGAACACCCGCGAUCUUAUGAAGAUUUGGUUGCUGCCAACAGACACAUCGCACCAGACCACCUUUUGCAGAUAUGCAAGCAGAUUGGUCCAGUUCUGGACCGAGAGGUUCCGUCUGGUGUGCCAGGAGUGCACUCUCUACUGGGGGCUGGGAAACACUCUUUACUGCGAAGAUCAAAAGACUGCGGCAGUAGCAGAUGGAAAGCCUCCACGUUCGCGGCCCUUCAUAGAGGGAGACCACCAGAGAGGCCUUUAAGCUGCAGGGAUGCCAAUAUAGUGGAGGUGUGUCGAGGCAGAGUGCUCACAGGAGCUCAGCGCUUCAGCACUAUCAACCCUGUCAGCAAUUAUCAGCACAUGAGGAUGCACAGGAGGAUCCUGGGACAUCUCUCUGCUGUGUACUGUAUCGCCUUUGAUCGAACAGGUUCCAGGAUUUUUACGGGUUCCGACGAUGCCUUGGUGAAGAUCUGGUCCUCCUUUGACGGAAGGCUUCACUCCACUCUCAGAGGACAUUAUGCUGAGAUAUCAGACCUCGCCGUUAACUUUGAGAAUACCCUUAUUGCGGCCGGGAGCUGCGACAAAAGCAUUCGAGUCUGGUGCCUUCGUACUUGCGCCCCAGUGGCGGUCCUGCAGGGCCACAGUGGAUCUAUUACCUCUUUACAGUUCUCUCCAUUUGUCAAGGGCUCCAAAAGGUACAUGGUGUCCACAGGAACUGAUGCAACAGUGUGUUUCUGGCAGUGGGAUGUGAAUAAUAACUGUUUCAGUGAUCGUCCACACAAAUUCACAGAGAGGCCGAGGCCUGGUGUUCAGACAGUCUGCUCUUCCUUCAGCCCUGGUGGCAUGUUCCUUGCAACAGGAAGCACAGAUGAUGUCAUCAGGAUAUAUUACCUGGGCAGUGGCUGUCCAGAAAAACUAGCUGAGCUUGACUCUCACACAGACAAGGUGGACAGCAUCCAGUUCUGUCAUUCAGGAGAGAGGUUUGUGAGUGGCAGUCGAGACGGCACUGCUCGUAUAUGGCGACUGCAUCAGAAACAUCAAUGGAAGAGCAUUUUAUUGGACAUGUCUGCCACUCUUCCAGGGUCUGCACCUUUAACAGAGGACGAAAAUUUCUUCAAACCCAAAGUCACCAUGGUGUCCUGGGACCGCCAUGACAACACAGUCAUUACCGCCGUCAACAAUUAUCUUCUCAAAGUGUGGAAUUCCUAUACUGGACAGUUGCUUCAUAUCCUUAAAGGUCACGAGGCAGAGGUGUAUGUUUUGGAGCCACAUCCCUAUGACCCUCGUGUCAUGCUGUCUGCGGGCCAUGAUGGGAAUGUCUUCAUAUGGGACCUCACCAGAGGCAUUAAAACCAUGCAUUACUUUAAUAUGAUUGAAGGUCAAGGACAUGGUGCUGUAUUUGACUGUAAGUUCACCCCUGAUGGCCAUCGCUUUGCAAUGACAGACUCUCAUGGACAUCUGGUUAUUUUCGGGUUUGGGAGCUCCAAGCCUUAUGAGAAGCUUCCAGACCAGGUGUUUUUCCACACUGACUAUCGGCCACUGAUCCGGGACUCAAAUGGGUUUGUUCUGGAUGAGCAGACCCAGCAGGCCCCACACCUGAUGCCUUCUCCCUUCCUGGUGGACGUGGAUGGGAACCCUCACCCUCCCAGAUUCCAAAGACUGGUCCCAGGAAGAGAAAACAUUGCAGAUGAGCAUUUAGUUCCUCAACUGGGUUAUGUCGCUACAAGUGAUGGUGAGGUCGUGGAGCAGGUGAUCAGUCAGCAGUCUGCAGAGAGUGAGGAGGUUCGUCACAGCGCCCUGGAUUUUGCCAUCCGCCAACUUCAACAGCAUCAUGACAGACAGGUUGUAGCUCAGGGAGAGGGUGGCAUUCCUGCUGCUGCCCGUGUGCCAGACCCUGGAACUCCCCGCAGAGUGUCGCUGAACGAGCGCAUGGAUGUGCAGUCUCCACCUAACGUGGGUUUACGGCGCAGUGGACAGGUAGAGGGAGUUCGGCAGAUGCACCAGAAUGCUCCACGCAGUCAGAUGGCAACAGAGAGGGACCUUCAGGCCUGGAGACGCAGGGUGGUGGUACCUGAGCUUACGGCAAGUGGCUACAGGGCGCAGGAGUCAUUCAGAACAUCCAAGGGCGAUGAGGAGGUCAGCCUUUACAACAUCAAGAGAAGAAGAGUAACCCACGCCAGCUUCAGGGAUGAUUCUGAUGAAGAGGGGCCGUGCCUCAAACGUGCGCAGUCACGCAAACGGCAGAAAAACCAGCAACGUAAAGAGAGUCUGGCUGAAGAGUACAUAGAGUUCUCAUGUGAGGAAGGAGAGGAGACGGCAUCUUCCGAGGAUAGUGAAAUGGAGGGCAGUGAUGUUGAUUUGUCCAUUGAGGAUGAAGAGGAAUGGAGGAGUGAUAGCUCAAGCCACUCCUCCAGUGAUUAUUCCGACUGGAUGGCAGAUGCAGGAAUAAAUUUGCGACCGUCCGCGUCUCCGUCCUCCCGACGACGUGCUUCCCGCAGGAUCAGCAGCUCUGAGGAAGAGGAUGAGGAGGAUGAAGAUGUAGCGGAUGAGGAGCAAACUCUAGAUGAAGAGGAGCAGAUGUCUUCACCCAGAAAGCACAAGAAGGCCAAAAGCAAAAUGCCAAAGCCACCAAAACCGAGGCCUCCCAUUAACAGAGAGAUCUCAAAUGAGUUCCGUCCCCCAGCUUGGAUUACUGACGUCAUUCCCCGAAAGUCCCCCUUCGUCCCUCAAAUGGGAGAUGAGGUCAUCUAUUUUCGUCAGGGUCAUGAGGCGUAUGUGGAUGCAGUCUGUAGGACAAACCUGUACCCCAUUAACCCAGACAGACAGCCAUGGAAGAAGAUGGAGUUAAGAGACCAAGAGUUUGUGAAAAUAACAGGGAUCAAGUAUGAAGUCUGCCCACCAACCCUGUGUUGUCUGAAACUGACCCAGAUUGACCCUGGAACAGGCAAAAUAACAGACCGAUCCUUUUCAAUAAAAUAUCAUGACAUGCCUGAUGUCAUUGAUUUUCUGGUGCUGCGUCAAAGCUACGACGAGGCGCGGAACAGAAUGUGGAGAUCGAAUGAUCGGUUUCGCUCCGUGAUCGAUGACGCCUGGUGGUUUGGGACCAUAGUUUGUCAGGAGCCAUAUCAGGCCGAGUAUCCAGACAGCCAUUUUCAGUGCUUCAAAGUCAAAUGGGAUAAUGGCGAGACCGAAAAGCUGAGUCCAUGGGAUGUGGAAGCUAUUCCUGAAAAUGCUGAACAGCCGGAGUCGGAGAGCGCAGGAGUGCCAGUGACAGUUGAGGAGAUGAUUGAUAUCCUGUAUAAACCUCAGGAGGGUGAAUGGGGGGACAGGGGUCGAGACCAAGAGAGCGCACGCAUCAUUGCAGGCAUAGAACAGCUUGUGACUGUGGAUAUGAACAAAAGUCUUACAGGUUUGGAACGACAUGAGGACAUCACAGCACCUUUCUCUGGUCCGGUCGAUCUUUCUCAGUAUCCUACAUAUUGUGCUGUCAUUGCAUAUCCCACUGACCUGAACACCAUCAAACUGCGGCUCAAGCACAACUUCUACAGGAGGCUGUCUGCACUGAUCUGGGAUGUUAAACACAUUGAACAAAAUGCCAAGACCUUCAACGAGCCCCGCAGCAAGAUUGCAGAAUCUGCAAAAAUCAUAACAAAUGUUCUUCUGAAGUUCAUAAGUAAACCUCACUGUACAGAUAUUAUGGAGAUCUAUAAUGCCGUUGAGAACAUGGAGUACUCUGACGAUGAGGACAUGGAUGACAUUGAUGCACCUGGACCCUCUGCUGGACAAAGACUUCGCCAGCCAUCAGUGGAGGUCGUGCAGGACAGGGACGCAUGGAAGUACCACUGCAAACGUUUACUGGACUACAUGUUUGUGUGUGAGGAUUCAGAGCCUUUCCGGGAUCCCGUAGAUCAGAGAGAAUAUCCGGAUUACGGUAAUAUUAUCGACAUGCCUAUGGAUCUUGGAACUGUGCGGCGGACUCUUGAAGAAGACCACUAUGAAAAUCCCAUAGACCUGUGCAAGGACACCAGGCUUAUUUUUGCCAAUGCUAAAGCCUACACGCCAAACAAACGGUCAAAGAUCUACAGCAUGACUUUGCGACUUUCAGCGUUUUUCGAAGAGAGUAUACGCAAAAUCAUUUCUGACUACAAGACUGCCGUCAAAAGUAGCUUGAAGCUGCGACGCAGUCAGAGAUUCAGGAAAAAGUCUCAGCAUCAGGACUCGGCUCUUUCCAACCAAGGAUCCACACGUCAAAAGAGGGCUACUAUAAAAACUCAGGAAAAUACAGAACAGUCUACAGCCAAAUCUACCUCAGCCAAAGUGUCUGGACCAGAGCGCCGCAGAGUCAAUGAAGCCAAGGAUACCUUCAGACGGAGUAGCUCAUCUUCAUCCGGGUCUGAUCAUGACAGCAAACAAUCUUUGAGUCAGUCGGAAGAGGAUGAAGAACCUUCAUCUUCGUCUCGUGUCUUCAGACGAGAGACUAGAGCCACGAGAAGAGCUGCACAGAAUAAAGGAGCAAAACGAAAACAUGAGAGCCAUGCCAAGAUGAAUGGGCACAGCAGGUCACAUGAGCGUCAGAGACCACGACCCUGCAGCGAUUCUGACCAAGAGCAUUCACAAGGUUCAGACACCUCAGAAAACGAGUCAUCGUCUUCUGUCAAUCGUCGGCCAAGGACCCGCAAGACCGCCAUGGCAGCGGUCAAUAAGAUGAAACUCAUGGAUACCCUGGAAGACGGUGACGGCUCGGAUGAGGAGGGUCAUGGAGGCGGCACACGGCCCGCAACCCGUGCUAGCAAACGCUCUGCUGUCAUUCAGAGCAGUUCUGAUUCAGACGAAGAGGAAGCUUCUCAGGAGGAGUCAAAUGAAAGUGACGCUUCUGCUAGUGAAGAAGAGAAGAGUGGUGUGAGCGCAGACAGUGACUCGUCUUCUCACAGCAAAAAGGAGAGAUCAUCUGCUGGCCGCAGACCAUGUAGACGAUCAGCAGAGAAAAAGGAAAUGUCUCCUUUCGUUAAUGGACACAGCACCAAACGACAGUGGGAGGACAGUGAGGACAACUCAAAUGAUGAGGGGAGUCAGAAUGAAAGUGUGAAUGGGGAGUCGGACGAGGACCUCGUUGUCAGGCGGAAGUCCACCAGGAAGACCGCAAAAGCCGCUGUCAGUAAAAUAAAGAAACUGAAUGACACCGAUGCCGAAGAAGAGGAAAAUUGCUCCAGAGACCGACAUCAGAAACCUCGGCAAAGCAAGCAAGAUUCUGAAAAGAGCUCUGAGGAGGAUGUUGAGGUUCCCAGAACUCAAAAGCACCCUCAUCAAAAUGGAAGAAAGGUGGAUACGAAAGAGCUGAAAAAAAGUAAAGCAUCAUCAGACAGCCAAAAACAGCAAGUUACCCACAAAAAAACCUUAUCCACAGAUGCAUUAAUGUCAACAACCCAGGACUCAGAGGAACUCAGCGACGUUUCAGAAAAAUCUCUCGCACACAGGAAGAGAAUUAAAUCAGAAGACGAUGAGAAUCAAAGCAAUGAUGCAGAAGAAAAAAGGUCCCUCAGAAACAGAAAAUGGGCAUCCCACGCGCGCAAAAAGAAACUCGAUGCGAGGUCGGAUGCCUCCAGUUCGGAUAGCAAAGGGAAGGUAGAUCGGAGGAGGAGGAAAAAGGUGGGCACUUUCUCCGAUGAGUCGCUAAAGAGCGAAGCAUCAGAGGAAGACAAGCCGACGCAUCCAAGGAGGAAGCCUUGCCUUACAGUUGCAUCCAAAGGAAAAUCACUUCGAAAUCUUCCCAAGAAGAGCUACAUUAUGGAGGACUCGGAUGAAGAAUUCAGUCCUGAGAUGGAGAUUCAAUCGAAGAAUGGGAAGAGCAAGGAGCGGACCAUCUCCCGGGCAAGAAAACCAUCAGGCGGCGGCGACUCCAAAAGGAAACGUGGUGGCUCCUCAGAGUCUGAAGACACGGACAACAAAAGUAGUAGGACCAGUGAUGAAAACGAGUGCAUGGAACCUCAAAGAAAGAGCGCAAAGCGCUUCAAGCCCUUGAGCGGCUCGACGGACUCUGAGAGCGACUCCGAAACUAGAUGCAAAUCGGAGAAUGGUCGAGAACAAAGGCCUCAGGAGACGAAUCCCAAAGCAAGCCGACGACGGCGGAAGCAAAGCAAAAGCGACGACGGAAGCAACGACGACUCUGAGAGCGAAGAGUCUGGGGAGUCUGAAUCGGAUGCCAGCUCAGGUUCACGGAGCAGUCCAAAGAGAAGGCUAAGAAACCGUGACCGAGGAACGGCGCGCUCGAGGAAACGUCAGAGGGAUGUUUCCGACGAGGAUAGCGACGUGUCGUAUGGGAAACCUCGACGGGCCACACGCAUCCGGACCAGAAACGGAGGCAAGCGGACUGUGAAUUACCAAGACAGCGAAUGAAGGACACUAACUGGAGACCUUGAAGACACUUGAUUGUCCCAACAUUAAAACAAUGGUAGUAGCACUGGAGUCCUCACUAUACUGUGAAUCAGUUCCAUUCAGGGAUAUUUAUAUUUUCUAUGAAAAAAAACAAACGAAACAAAUGAAUUAUAAAUAAGAUGUAUUUGAUCUACUGGUUUGGCUGUUCAAACCAGCCCCACUCUGUGAUUCGGCCAACAGGACAGACUGCAUAGAGAAGCAUUAUUUGCUUGGGUGCUAUCUUAAUAUACCUCCUGUUUAAUCGAGCAUAUUUGCUGGCUUGCACUAAAAGGCACACUGUAAUGAGGUAUUUUAUACACUAGAUCUGCAUUAGAAACUCAGGGGUCAACUACGUUUACCAUAUUCUCAGACUUGCAUUUGUUUUUUUAUUUUUAGUUCUAGGAUUCUAGUGUCAUAUUUUCCACGUAAGCAUUUAGGUCCAAACACCCUUUAUGAAAACGAACAAGUCGUCUUUGACACACAAAUUCUGUAAUGUCACUGUUGAAGGGAUCGUCGAGCCAAAAUGUACAAAUGCUUUUCCUUAUGGUUCCUCUUUGUUUCGAUUUCUUUGACCAUAUUUCCAGGUUUCUGAGAAUCAGUUUGUAGCAAAGUAUUGUAUAUUUAAAUUCCUCUGUCAAGCAUUAAUUUUCUUUUUGUAUUCAAUUAAAAUGAAUUGCCAUGCCAUGAACUAUGAAUUGGUACCUGUUUGCUAAGUACAGUAAAUCAAAUGAGUACUUCCAGCAAAGUACUGUGAUUUCUCAUAUUGGGAAGAUGUUUUAGUGAUCUGUGUUGCAUACUUUCAGUAUUAAUUCCUUUUCUGACUUAACUUAUGGACAGCAAUGAACUUUUGUACACAAGUCUUUGAAUUGUGCAUCGCAGUUUAUGUAAUGCAUUUGUCAAUUGGCAUUUUGCUUGAUGUCUUUUUCAUAAGAGCUUCUUUAAUACAAGAUUCACUGAGGAUGUUAAGCCUGUUGGCCGCUGAAGUGGGAGAGGGAUGACUUCCUAUGAAUAAAGUACUGUUUCAGGUUGGAAUUGGA